This is a messenger RNA of Ostrinia furnacalis (Asian corn borer), 939 nucleotides long. RefSeq names its product low-density lipoprotein receptor-related protein 3-like. The record is from RefSeq and is a predicted model, not a curated record. Gene Ontology annotation, cellular component: plasma membrane; signaling receptor complex. The coding region runs from base 1 to 939 and encodes 312 amino acids. Lineage: Eukaryota; Metazoa; Arthropoda; Insecta; Lepidoptera; Crambidae. Gene Ontology annotation, molecular function: low-density lipoprotein particle receptor activity; protein binding. The transcript is spliced from 7 exons.
AUGAGGUUGAGGCUGCAGGUCAAGAAAGCGCCGCCCGAGUGCGAGGCGGGCCAGCUGACCUGCGGCCAGUACGUGUUCAACAAGACGUACUGCAUCCCGCCGCACCAGCGCUGCGACAUGCACGUCGACUGCGUGGACGGCACCGACGAGGCUGACUGCAUGUACCGCAAGUGCCAGACUGAUGAUUUCCAGUGUGGCGUGGAGGGCGCGGGGCACGGCAAAGUGUCUUCACAGGGGCCUUGUAUACCUAAGGAAAAGAAAUGUGAUGGCUACUUAGACUGCAGAACAGGCAAGGACGAGCAGGACUGCCCGGGGCAGAGCCUGGCGUGCCGGCUGGACCAGUUCCGCUGCGCUUCAGGCACCAAGUGCGUGGACGCCACCGCCAAGUGCGACCACAAAGACGACUGCGGGGACAACUCCGACGAGGCGCAUUGUAGUUUCCCAGCCUGCCACAUCGGUCAGUUCCGCUGCAGCAACGCGCUCUGCAUCCCGGCGACGUACCACUGCGACGGAUACAAGGACUGCGCCGACGGCUCCGACGAGGCCAACUGCACCGCCAUCGCCUGCCCCGACAACAAGUACCUCUGUCCCAAAGGCGGCCCCGGAGGGACCCACAAGUGUAUUGCCAGGAGCCAGCUGUGCGACGGCAAGAAGGACUGCGAAGAUAAUGCUGAUGAGGAGACUGCUUGUUCGACUGCAUCAUGCCCAGCGCUGGAAUGCGAGUACAAGUGCGUGGCUUCGCCGGCGGGCGGCGCGUGCGCGUGCGGCGCUGGACUGGCGUUGGCCGCCGACAACCGCACGUGCGCCGACCGCGACGAGUGCAAGGAGUGGGGCUACUGCCACCAGUUGUGCGUCAAUACUCCCGGCUGUAAUAAGCACCCUUUUCUCUCCACCACGACCGCAAAAUUGAAUCGACAAUCGACUCCUAAUAACUUCUGA